Dromiciops gliroides (monito del monte) is the source of this 405-nucleotide messenger RNA. Its product is annotated as ubiquitin-like protein FUBI. Gene Ontology annotation, cellular component: cytosolic small ribosomal subunit; ribosome. Gene Ontology annotation, molecular function: structural constituent of ribosome; protein binding. NCBI's taxonomy places the organism in Eukaryota, Metazoa, Chordata, Mammalia, Microbiotheria, Microbiotheriidae. Bases 4 to 405 code for a protein of 133 amino acids. The transcript has a single exon. Gene Ontology annotation, biological process: translation. The record is from RefSeq and is a predicted model, not a curated record.
ACCAUGCAACUGUUUGUCCAGGUGCAGGCUCUGCACAUCCUCAAGGUGACUGGGCAGGAGACUGUUGCCCAGAUCAAGGCCCAUGUGGCAUCCCUAGAGGGCAUUGCCCCGGGUCAGUUCCUACUUCUAGGUGGCUCCUCGCUGGAGGAUGAAGCUAUCUUGGGGCAGUGUGGGUUGGAGAUGCUGUCCAUUCUAGAAGUGGCAGGCCUAAUGCUAGGAGGUAAAGUCUAUGGCUCUCUGGCCAGAGCUGGAAAAGUGAGGGGUCAGACUCACAAGGUGGCCAAACAGGAGAAGAAAAAGAAGAAGAAGACUGGGUGGAUCAAGAGGAGGAUGCUGUAUAACAGAUGCUUUAUCAAGGUAGUGCCCACCUUUGACAAGAAGAAGGGCCCCACUGCCAACUCCUAA